Messenger RNA from Protobothrops mucrosquamatus (brown spotted pit viper), 558 nucleotides. Its product is annotated as DENN domain-containing protein 3-like. Lineage: Eukaryota; Metazoa; Chordata; Lepidosauria; Squamata; Viperidae. The record is from RefSeq and is a predicted model, not a curated record. The coding region runs from base 4 to 558 and encodes 184 amino acids. The transcript is spliced from 5 exons. Gene Ontology annotation, molecular function: protein binding.
AUCAUGGCAGAACAAAGUCAAGUUUGGAUCGGCUCUGCAGAUUCCGUCAUUUAUUUGAUCAACACCCACAGCAUGUCUUGCAAUAAGCAACUGAACGACCAUCGCUUUGAAAUUGUGGACAUCGUGGUGGAUAACAGAGAGAGCCUCCCCAGUGAGGCGUAUUCCUGCAGCGUGGACGGCACAGUCAUUGCUUGGAACAUCAGCACUUUGAAAGUGAACCGCCGAUUCCAGCUGCCCUACGAAACGGUGACUUCGAUUCAGUUCUACAAGAACCGACUUUGGUGCUGUGUACAAGACCACAUCGUUGUGGUCACCACAAACGGGCUGGUUCGCCAACAGCUGAAGCUGCAGAACGUGCCCAGCGGACUCCCGACGCCUUUGCUCUGCUUCCAGUUGUUUCCCGAGCGGGAUGAAGCGUGGGCUUCGUGGUCCGGCAGCAGCGAGCUCUUCAUCUGGAAGAUGGAGGAUUUCUCAACCCCCUUGCAGAAGCUGAGCCUGUCGGACUGUUCAGAAAUCACCUGCGUGAUCAAAGUGAAAAACCAGAUUUUUAGUAAAUAA